Messenger RNA from Aspergillus sclerotioniger CBS 115572, 500 nucleotides. RefSeq lists its product as uncharacterized. The transcript has 2 exons. NCBI's taxonomy places the organism in Eukaryota, Fungi, Ascomycota, Eurotiomycetes, Eurotiales, Aspergillaceae. The record is from RefSeq and is a predicted model, not a curated record. Bases 44 to 349 code for a protein of 101 amino acids. Gene Ontology annotation, molecular function: oxidoreductase activity.
CUCAAGCAGCACAUACCUACCCAUUAUCAUCAAUAUCGACAAAAUGGCCGAAGUUCGAGUCCAGGUCCUCUAUUCGUCCGGUCCAUCCUUCGACCAUGACUAUUACCUCAAGACUCAUAUGCCCCUCGUGUCUUCCUCUUGGACCCCAUAUGGCCUUGUGGGCUGGGAGAUCAUCACCUUCCCUGCUGAUGCGCCGUAUCAGGUCCAAGCUAUCUUGAAGUGGAAGAGCAUGGAGGAUUUCAAUGCCGCCGCUACCAGCGACGCAGCCCAGGCGGUUUUCGGUGAUAUCAAGAAUUUCACUACUGCAGAGCCGACUUUACUGAAGGGUAGCGUGGUGGCUAGCGCUUAGGUGGAGUCUGGCCAAGCAGUUUGGAGAAUAUUGUAUGGAGAUGCUUGUCGUGUACAUACGACAAUUAGUCUCUAAUGUGACUCAUACGUACACUACAAUACAACUGCUUGUCUUUUCGAGGCUGCAAACUGUUAUUACGCGGAAGGAAUUG